Pundamilia nyererei is the source of this 1249-nucleotide messenger RNA. RefSeq lists its product as uncharacterized. The record is from RefSeq and is a predicted model, not a curated record. The transcript has 7 exons. Bases 95 to 763 code for a protein of 222 amino acids. NCBI's taxonomy places the organism in Eukaryota, Metazoa, Chordata, Actinopteri, Cichliformes, Cichlidae.
UUGUGGGUAGCUGUUACUUCCUUCAUGCUCGUCUCUAAAAACAGCUGCGUGACAAAGACAGAAGCAGUCGGACGAGACUUUUACUUCGCCCAAGAUGUCCACAGGAAACCAACAUGUGAGAUACAGCAGAGGAGUCCGAGCGGACGGUGGAGAGAAAAACAAAGCGGAGAUCAGAGAGCUUGAAGCCCACGCCACCAGGACUGGGUCACAGAAAACCAGUCGACGUGCUCGAAAGAAACAUUCAGCGAAGAGAAGAGACGUUCGAGUCAUCGCUGCAGUGCUGGGAACGUUUCUUCUGCUCACGCUGACUUCGACAGGACUCCGCUAUAUCUCAGUGACCCUGCAGAGAGACGAGCUCAAAAUAAAAUUGGAUGAACUAAAUGAGGAAAUGACCAGGAUGAAGAGCCAAUGCUCAGACUUCGAGAAUCCAAACAUAACUGAUGGUUGGCCUGAUUUUGGAUUUCCAGAUGAUCGACCCGAGCGAAACGCAACUGAGAGAGGCUCUUUCACAAACAUCACUGAAGUGAACAACACCUCAAACGCGACUGAGAAAGGGAACGGCUGUCCUCCAGGAUGGGUGAAGGUCGGCUGCAGCUGUUAUUAUGAAUACAUCAUAGUGUCCGCUUUGCAGAAGAGCCAAGAGGACUGUGAGAAGAAGGGAGGAAACCUGAUCGUUGUGAACAGCAUCGAAAAACAGAGAAUACUGGAGGGCGAAACGCCUAAAGAUGGCCUGCAGUGUGGCUUGGCGAUUGCUCCGCCGUGACGGGAGGAGCUCAUGAGAGCGGUCACAUCAAGAACUCGUGUGUGUGUAAACCCGACAAUUACUGCAAAUAUGGGAAGAAGCUAUUUUUAUUUUCCAAUUUAAUCGACUGAUUGACCUCCCUGAUGUUUAUUUAUCUGUGCGUUUGUUUCAUAUUAUUAUUGUAUUUAUUUAUUGUUUCUGCAGACAGCUCUUUCUGGAAAAAAUGAUUUGAUUGAACUCUGUUUAAAUUAGGGAUUUAAUAAUAACAAUAAUAACUUUUGAGAAAAUAUCUAUAAAAGUGUUUUUGUAAAUUUAUGUAUGCAGCUUUCUGCAUCCUAAUUCUUUCCAAUCUAUAAACUAUUGCUGAAGUUAUUAAACUGAUCAGAAAUGAUUCUGCGUGUUUCUGAGUGUGAAUAGUUGGGAUGUGGGUGAGUUAAAUCGGCUCUGUCUCUUUAAGACGAGGAUGAACACCAGCAUGAUGGAUGUGUUUACUCUGAGAAACUGAAU